Messenger RNA from Astrephomene gubernaculifera, 3493 nucleotides. The record is from the annotation of a GenBank genome assembly. Lineage: Eukaryota; Viridiplantae; Chlorophyta; Chlorophyceae; Chlamydomonadales; Astrephomenaceae.
GCACAGUUUUCCCGUGUUAUACAAAAAGAAAUCGCACCAGAAAGGGUUGUAAAAGUUAGCACAAGCUCUGCUCUUUUUCAUACAGUCCAUACAACCGGGACCACAGCCUUCUUAUAAUGAUACGAAAUGUACUAACACAGUUUAUUAUGUUGCUCCCUUUUGUCGGGCAUUUGGGAGUUAGCGUAUAGCGCAAAAGAACAACCUGGCAUGCAAUACCACAAGCGGGCAAGUUGUGAACCGGUAUAGUCAACAGUAGCUAACCGCCUGUCUACGAUGUCAUUGUGGCGCGGAGGCGUGGCGAAUGUCACGUAUGCCUUGCAAGGAGGCUGCGCGAUGCUUGCUGGGCGUACCACCUCAACCCUGGUGGCACUGCCGACGCUACCGAAUAACGAACAGGACCUAAACGGUUGCGUUGUCGACUGCGUGGACUUUAGGCAGUCAUGCCAGGGGAUCUACGUGGCGGGCACCGUGUCGGGGCCUCCAGUCCAGCAGCUGCUGAACCCCAUCUUGGCUGCCAAGCGCUGCGCUGGUCCAUACCGCACGCGACAGGCCCCCUGUUCCGUCGGCCCGGGCAGUCUCUAUCGUCAAAUGGCCACAUACCGGCCUGCAAUCGCAGCAACUGUGCCCUCGCCCUUGCCCCCGUCUCGCACCAGUUCACCAGCAGCAGCCCUCCUUGGCGAUAGGACGCGGCUAGCUGUAGAGCUUCCUGGUAGGAGCGGCCCUCCAAGGGACACGCUAGCAGCCGGCUUUCCAGUGCAGCAGCAACUCCUUGCAGGGGCCUCCAGUGUGCAUGUGGUUCGCAGCCUGCAUGGCAUGGUGAGCGUCAUGACAGCCGCUGAGGCCGCCCGCGACUUGCUGGCAGCCAUCAAGGAGCCCGUGUCGUUUCCCAAGCUGGCGGCCAACCUGUCAAAGCACUACACUGCGGAACUGUUUGAUGCGCUGUCGGGGCUGGUGCAGUCCCAUAUGGACGAGCUGAGCGGAGCCGAGCUCAGUAACUUGCUAUGGGCAUAUGCCACCGUAAACCACCAGGACCCCAGCUUAGCCUCGUCCGUCGUGCAGUCCCUUAUUGGCCGGCUAUCUGAGCUAGGCCCUCUAGAACUCGCAAAUGCAUUGUGGGCUCUGUCCCGACUGCGGCUGUACGACGCACAGUUCGUGACCGCGGCGUCAGAGCGGGUGUGGGAUGCGCUGCCUGCCGCCUCGCCACGCCAGCUAACAGCCAUUUUGCAGGCGUACGCCUGGUUCCGGCAGCAGGACCCCCAGCUGGAGGACGACGAGGACCUCAUGCGCAGCAUUGCCAGCAAGCUGCGCGCGCAGGUGCCCGCAGCCAGCGCCGCCGAGCUAGCCCUGGCCAUGUCUAGCAUGGCCCGCCUGCGCAGGGCCGAUGAGGCCCUGCUGGCUGACGCCUGCGCUGCCCUGGAGCGUGGGGCCCCCAAAGCAGGUCUGCAGGUGCUGGCGGAGGCGGCCUGGGCCUGUGCCAUCCUGCAGCACCGGGAUGCGAGCCUCAUGGAGGCGGUUGCGGAGCGCGUUGCUGAGGCACUGCGGGUUGCGAGCGGCUUGGUGCCGGCACCCCCGGCAGUGGCGGCGGGGGUCAGCAGCUCGCUGCCACUGCCGCUGCGACCCAAGACGGGCGCCAAAGGAGCAACAGGCGCUUCUGCCGCCCAAUCGACGGCCGCACAGCAGCAAGCAAAGCAGCGAAAGGGAACGGGGGCGCAGGAAGUGGGUGGGGCCGCACGCCGCUCUGUAGAGGAGCAGCAGCAGCAGGUAUCGCUUGAGCCGGGGGUGGCUGCAGGUCCCCCAACUCGCUUCAGUGCACUGUGGCCUACACAGGUGGGACCCGGGGGGCACACCAGUCCCUACGGCCUCUACGACCGCUUCAACCCCUCGCUGCCGGACGAAUGGCAUGCCAGCACCUCAAGCGGCCUGUCAUUCGGAGUCCUGACGGGCAUUGUCCUGAGCAGCAUUGGAGCAGCUGAAACCUCGUCAGCGUCUGCAGCAGCCGACGCCGCGGCGCUGCUGGACGCUGACGUCAUCUCCAAGCUGCUGUGGUCGUUUGGCGUGCUGCACUGCUACAGCGGCCCGCUGUACACGUUGCUGUUCCGGCAGCUGCCGCGCGUGCACUACGAUCGGGCGAGCUGGUCGUCGCUGGCGCGCCUGAUGGGAGCACAGAUCAAGUCUUUUGAGCUGCAGGGGCCGGGGCAGGGCUACAGUCGGGUCAACCCGCUGGAGGCGGAGUCCGCGAACGCAUGGGCUCGGUUCAUGCGGGGUCGCCCCCCGGCGCACAAGCUACCCGACCACUUCCUGCCAGCCGCCUUUGUGGCUUUCCAUGCGGAGGCAGCUGGACGUGACCUCAGCUGGGCGGAUGGGGUGGCGCGGCCUUCUACGCCCGACCUAACGCAGCCGCAAGUACCGGGCCAGGCACUUAGCAGACUGGCGCUGCAGCAGGAGGUGGCGGCGGCGCUGCGGGGCAUGGGCUUGGAGCUGCGCGCCUCGGCUACCGUCGAUGGCUUGUUCCACCUGGAGCACACGACACUCAUCAACGGCCUGUCGAUCUGCCUCGAGGUCCUCGCAGCUGGCUGCUGCACCCUGGACGCCCCCUACCGACCCAUGGGUCCAGCAGCAGCCCGCCUGCAGUCGCUAGAGUUCCGCGGCUGGACUCCACUCGUGGUGCCUUUCCAUGAGUGGGCCGCGCUUGCAGCCGAGGACCGCCCUCCCGUGGCGGCGGAGCAGGCGACGGCGGAGGCGAGGAAGCUGUACUUGCGUCGCAAGCUGGAGGAGCUCAUUGGCGAGGAGCUGCCGCCGUUGCCGCUGAAACCAGUGAAGCGGCGAUCAGGCAAAUCCCGUUGAAGCCGACAACAACGACAACCCCGGGGCGUGCAUGAGGCCGACACCAGACAUAGUCGGGAAAGCAUGAAAGCUAGCAGUGAUGGCAUACGGCUAAGCGGCGGGGACCGGAUCCUGCCGGGACACUGGAUGUGCAGGGAGGCUGGUUGGUGCAUGCAGUUUGUUAGGGAAUGCGCUACCCAAAUUGGCAAAAGAGGGAUGUACCACGCUGAGCUUGUAAACUUUUAUCUACGCGUGCGGACUUGUCGUUGAAGGGCCACGUGAUGCAUGGGCUAAUGUAUCAACGUUGUGUGUGGCUUGUUAUGGAUUGUUCAUUGAUAACUUGGGGAGCCCUGUGGGAUGGGCUCCGUACUACGCCGGGUUCAGCUCCCGGCGACUGCUCGUGAGAAACUGGCUUGCUGACGCUGUGAUGGAGCUGGGAUUAGGGGGGCUCCGCUACUCAUUGGUUUCGUUGAAAGGUACGACGGCGAGGGUAAAAAGGCAGCCCCCCUCUCAGUUGCCGGCCAUUGCCGUACGGCUGGCACGGGCGUGGUGGCGCUUCAAGAGACGUCUGACUGUCCCCAGAGGGCGGGGAUUCCAGAGAGGCUUGCUUCCCCGACGUGCGAACGCUCUCCUCUCUCUCUUCGGCACACCCGUUUACAUUUACUUGUCG